GUGAUUUUGUGAGACGGAUCCAAACAACGGAAGUUAAAGAAACUCUGAGAAAGAUGGGACAGAAGAAAACAGUGGAUCUAGAUGGCAUACCGAUCGAGGCUUGGAGAAGUUUGGGGGAGAGAGGCGUCAAGUGGUUAACAAGUUUCUUCAACAUGAUUUGGAGAAACAAGAUGCCAACGAGUUGGAGGAAGAGUACUCUUAUCUCCUUAUUUAAGAAUAAAGGUGAUGUACAAGAAUGUGUCAACUAUCGAAGAAUUAAGCUUAUAAGUCACACUAUAAAACUUUGGGAGCGAGUGAUUCAGCAAAGACUUCGAAGAACUCGUAUCAUCUUUUUUCCUUGUUUUUUAUCCUUAUAUAUAUAAGCAUUAUUUUUAUCCUUUUAUUCUAUCAUUUUUAUGUAUAUUCAUCUCUUUUUAUAUUAUCUUUUAAUAAUAGCUUAUCUUUUUUAUCUUUAUGUUCUUUCUUUUCUUUUUGGUGGUGAUAUCAUGUCUCUAUAUUACCCUUUCUGUUUUCUUUCUUGAACCCACAAAAUAUCUAAUAGGAGUAUAGGACACGUAAUUUAGAAAGGAGUGAUAAUAUUUAAGGCAAAACUUAAGUAAAUAUAUCAAAAGAGAAAAUUAGUAUACUUGUUUUUCUAUAUUUUUCAUCUUACCCCUUACUUUAUUACAUUUCAUAUAUCAUUCACUACAUCCAUAGCUUUAUUUUAAACUCCAAUAAAAGUCUAGAACAACACCAAAAUCAACAUAAUGCCAUAGUCAUGAAAAUAUUUAGAUGUUUUGUGACACUUAGAUUUUAGUUAGCUACGUAACUUUUUAUGUCUAAAACUCAUACAUUGUGAGAUUACCGUGCCUAGUGAGAGGUCUUGAGUUCGAAACCCGCUAGGCACGUAAAGGUUUGAAAGUCAAUGUAGCGAGUUUCAACCCUGAUUAUUCCCCCAAUCCCC
Messenger RNA from Cuscuta europaea, 943 nucleotides. The record is from the annotation of a GenBank genome assembly. Lineage: Eukaryota; Viridiplantae; Streptophyta; Magnoliopsida; Solanales; Convolvulaceae.